AUGGCGCGUCUACAGCUGUUACCAUGGAUGUUCUCCAUGGCCCUUUUCCAUGUUGCCCAAUCUCGAACAUGUUUGCCAGUGUAUGAAGCGACGACAACGUACGUGGGAUGCUACCACGAUCCCAACUCGCCUCGUGAUCUCGCGGGCCCGUUCUUGACGGUUGGAAACCUCAACUCGCCGCAGUACUGCGCCAACGUGUGCGGUGCGGCUGGUUACCAGUUUGCUGGAGUCGAGUUUGCCAUCAUUGAGAGCACAGCCGUAAAGGCUGAUGAUAGUCAAUGCAGCACACCAUGCCCUGCGGACUCCAGCAAGACAUGCGGUGGUGGAAAUAUGAUUAACAUCUACUCCGUCACCAACCCCUCGGCAAACCCCCCCUUGACGCCUUCAUUCCCCGACUGUACCCGUGAUCCCCUGUGCAGCAAUGCCAUCUGUGACACCACUCUGAGCAUGGCUGAGAGAGCCGCCGCCAUUGUGAAGCCUAUGACUCUUGAUGAGAAAGUUGCCAACGUUGGCAGUUCUGCUUCCGGCAGUGCGAGACUCGGCUUGCCCGCAUACCAAUGGCAGAAUGAAGCACUCCACGGAGUUGCUGGCAGUACCGGCGUCCAGUUCCAGUCGCCUCUUGGUGCCAACUUCAGCGCUGCAACCAGUUUCCCUAUGCCUAUUCUCCUCUCUGCUGCCUUUGACGAUGCUCUGGUCCAAAACGUCGCCACCGCCAUCAGCACAGAGGCACGUGCCUUUGCAAACUACGGAUUUGCUGGACUUGACUUUUGGACGCCGAAUAUCAACCCAUUCCGAGACCCGCGAUGGGGUCGAGGCAUGGAGACUCCAGGAGAAGAUGCCUUCCGCAUCCAAGGCUAUGUCCUGGCCCUGAUUAGCGGGCUUCAGGGAGGAAUCAACCCUGACUUCUUCAGGAUUAUUGCAACCUGCAAACAUUUUGCUGCCUACGACAUUGAAAAUGGCCGCACAGGCAACAAUCUUAACCCCACUCAGCAAGAUAUGGCAGACUACUAUCUGCCAAUGUUUGAGACUUGCGUUCGUGACGCAAAGGUUGGGUCUGUCAUGUGCGCGUAUAACGCUGUCGAUGGCAUUCCGGCCUGCGCAAGCGAAUAUCUCCUGCAGGACGUUCUGCGAGAUGGCUUUGGCUUUACCGAAGACUUCAACUACGUCGUCUCCGACUGUGAUGCUGUUGAUAACGUCUUUGAUCCUCACCACUACGCCAGCAACCUGACUGAAGCUGCUGCCUUGAGUCUUAAUGCUGGUACUGAUCUCGACUGCGGUUCCUCCUACAACGUCUUGAACGCCUCUGUAGAGGCCGCCUUGACAUCAGAAGCUGCGCUCAACCAAUCUUUGGUCCGUUUGUAUUCGGCGCUUAUCAAAGUCGGAUAUUUCGAUCAGCCAUCUGAAUACAAGUCGCUGAGCUGGGCAAAUGUCAACACCACUCAGAACCAAGCACUUGCUCACGAUGCUGCUACUGGAGGAAUGACAUUGUUGAAGAACGACGGGACUCUUCCCCUUUCUCGCACCCUCUCCAACGUCGCUAUCAUUGGUCCAUGGGUUAACGCCACUACCCAGAUGCAGGGCAACUAUGCCGGCACGGCACCAUUCCUGGUAAACCCUUUGGAUGUCUUCCAACAGAAAUGGGGCAACGUCAAGUAUGCUCAAGGAACUGCCAUCAACUCUCAAGACACCAGCGGCUUCAGUGCUGCUCUCUCAGCCGCAAGCUCUUCCGAUGUCAUCGUAUACCUUGGUGGAAUUGACAUCACCGUAGAGAACGAAGGCUUUGACCGUGGCUCAAUCGUCUGGCCUGGAAACCAGCUCGAUCUGAUCUCUCAAUUGGCAAACCUGGGCAAGCCUCUGGUCAUUGUCCAAUUUGGAGGUGGCCAGAUUGAUGACAGUUCUCUGUUGAGCAACCCCAACGUCAGAUCGAUCCUGUGGGCCGGGUAUCCCGGUCAAGAUGGCGGCAAUGCCGUCUUUGAUGUUCUCACCGGCGCCAACCCGCCAGCUGGAAGACUUCCUAUCACCCAGUACCCCGCCAGCUAUAUCAACAACAACAACAUCCAAGACAUGAACCUGCGCCCAAGCAAUGGCAUUCCCGGACGUACCUAUGCCUGGUACACUGGCACACCAGUUCUUCCAUUCGGCUACGGUCUGCACUACACCAACUUCUCCGUGUCCUUCCAGUCUAUCAACACUGCUGGCACAGACGUUGCAACUAUUGUCAACAACGCAGGCGCGGUCAUAGAUACGUCAGUAUUUGCAACACUCGUCGUCAGCGUACACAACACCGGCGGCAAGGCAAAUCUUGCAUCCGACUAUGUUGGCCUUGUGUUCCUCUCAUCCACAAACGCAGGCCCGUCACCCUACCCCAAUAAGCAAUUGGCUGCAUACGGGCGUGCCAAGAGCGUUGGUGUCGGAGCGACCCAGCAAUUGACCCUGAAAAUAAACCUCGGAUCACUUGCUCGUGCAGAUACCAAUGGUGAUAGAUGGAUUUACCCCGGCGAUUACAAACUUACUCUCGAUGUCAAUGGACCGCAGACGUUUAAUUUUACUUUGAGUGGCCAGGCUACAAAGAUUAGCACUUUGCCAAGGCAGUCUUAG
This is a messenger RNA of Trichoderma atroviride IMI 206040, 2598 nucleotides long. The record is from RefSeq and is a predicted model, not a curated record. NCBI's taxonomy places the organism in Eukaryota, Fungi, Ascomycota, Sordariomycetes, Hypocreales, Hypocreaceae.